GAUUGGUCAACAUUGUUAGUUUUUUGCAGGAUAUAUCUAUUUUUGGUAUAUGAUGUUGCCGAAUCUUCGGAUUUGAUUGGUUGUUGUAGCGAACUUAGUCGGAAUAUAUUUGUCUGCUUCAUUGCGCUUGAAUAUUUAUCGAUCGUCAUGGCUAACUCUAGCAGUAUUUUAGAUCGGGUUCUCUCUGACUUAAAAAAAAGUGAUGAUGUUGCUUUGCUUAAGACCUUUGAGGAAUUAUGUGGUAUAUAUAAUUCUUCUCGUUUCUUAAUGCCUGAAGAGCAUUUUCCUUUAAUUGGACGAUCUUUGUAUCGUGAUGUAAAUGCUGAGACAGUCUAUUUGCCUCAUCAUGUGAAGGCCGACAAUACGAAGCCAUCGGUUGCUCUAAGAUCUGAACCAUCUGGAAAUUGUCUAUACAGCUCUGCUUCUCUGGCCUUGGUUGGAAGCAAUGCUCUCAUUCACACUUUGAGAGCUAUGGUAUCUAUAGAGUUUUUAUAUAUGCAAAUUAUUAUUGUUAUCAUCCAAUAUUCACUUCCACCUUAGAGAAGCAUGGUGACAAGGUCUCUGUUAGUGCAAAAAAUGUUUUGGCUAUGUCCUGUUGUUUUGAAAGUGUGGAUUCACGUUUAUCAGGGCUUGAUCUUGUUAAAAUGGAAGCUCUUUGCAACUGUAGAGAUAAAAUUUGGGGUA
Messenger RNA from Xenia sp. Carnegie-2017, 684 nucleotides. RefSeq lists its product as uncharacterized. Lineage: Eukaryota; Metazoa; Cnidaria; Anthozoa; Malacalcyonacea; Xeniidae. Bases 148 to 540 code for a protein of 130 amino acids. The record is from RefSeq and is a predicted model, not a curated record. The transcript is spliced from 2 exons.